Molecule: messenger RNA, 1179 nt
Organism: Adineta steineri
Lineage: Eukaryota; Metazoa; Rotifera; Eurotatoria; Adinetida; Adinetidae
Source: the annotation of a GenBank genome assembly
AUGUCCGAUAAAGAAGAUAAUAUAUCAGGUUAUUGUGCUCAAUCAUGGAAACUUAUUCGUGAUUUAUUUCAUCAAAAUUUUAUUGAAAAUCUCGAUAUUGGUGCUUCACUUUGUAUUUUUUAUCGUGGAGAAUGUGUUGUUGAUUUAGUUGGUGGAUGGUUUGAUUUAGAAAAUGAUAGAAGACUAUAUACUCAUGAUACAUUACAACCAGUGUAUUCAACAGGAAAAGGUGUUAUGGCUACAGCAUUAGCUUUAUGUGUUCAACGAGGAAUAUUAAAUUAUGAAGAAAAAGUUUCAACUUAUUGGCCAGAAUUUAAACAAAAUGGAAAAGAAAAUAUUAAAGUUAAAGAUUUAUUAUCACAUCGAGCUGGAUUAACAGUUAUUGAUAAUGAUGAUGAUCAUAUUUUGAAUGUUGAAGAUAUUCUUGAUGAUCCAACAAAAAUUACAUAUCUUUUGGCUAAACAAAAACCAUAUUGGCAACCUGAUAUUGGUGGUCAUGGAUAUCAUGCAUUAACUUUUGCUUAUUUAGUUAAUGAAUUAAUUCGUCGAAUUGAUAUUCCAAAACAUCGUUCAAUAGGAGAAUUUAUUCAGCAAGAAAUUACUCAACACAUAGAUAAUUGUGAAUAUUUUAUUGUCAAUUGUUUACCUGAACAAUAUAAAACUCGUGUAUCAUCAUGUAUACCACCAAUUCAAAUAAAAAAGGAUGAAAAUCACGUCCCUCUAAGUGAAUUACAAGAGCGAACCUUUACAAUGAAUGGUCUUGUAAAAACAACACCAAUGGAUUGUACAAGUAAAUGUUUAUCAUGUGUCAAUGUUGUUACAAAUGCUCGAUCAUUAGCAAAAAUUUAUGCUUCAUUAAUAUUUACUGAAAAUUUUUUAACAACUGAAACUCUCUCAAAAUCUAUAUUAAAUAAUACACCAGAUAAUGAAUUUGAUAAAAUUCUUGAUAAUAAAUUAACAAAAUUUAGUCAAGGUGGUUUUAUGUUAGAUGAAACAGUUGUAAACGAUUUUGGAAAAGUUUUUGGACAUUGGGGUUGGGGUGGAAGUAUUGCAUUUGCUUCUCUUGAUAAACAACUUACAUUUGCAUUUGUACCAAAUAAAUUAAUUUUUGAUAUUACGACAACAGAUAGACGUGUUCAAACAAUUUUAGAUGGAAUUAAAACUUUAAUUGAUUUAUAA